Trichophyton benhamiae CBS 112371 is the source of this 1035-nucleotide messenger RNA. RefSeq names its product ribosomal small subunit assembly protein, putative. Gene Ontology annotation, biological process: ribosomal small subunit assembly; rRNA processing. The transcript has 2 exons. Bases 1 to 1035 code for a protein of 344 amino acids. Gene Ontology annotation, cellular component: UTP-C complex; CURI complex. The record is from RefSeq and is a predicted model, not a curated record. Lineage: Eukaryota; Fungi; Ascomycota; Eurotiomycetes; Onygenales; Arthrodermataceae.
AUGGUGACGAGCGUGGGAGGAUACAGUGUGCUGCCAGUACUGUUACCCAACAGCAACAGUAAGGGAGAAAGCGAGACCACACACUACCUGUACAUCCAAGCGCAUGCACCACGACUGCCGGACGCCGACUCCGGACGGUCACUGUUCGUGGUGAAUGUGCCAGUGACGAGCACGGAGACGCACUUCCGACACCUCUUUGGCACGCAGCUCGGCAGCGGCCGGGUUGAGCGAGUCCAAUUCCAGCAUGAUGAAGCCAGCCGGCGGGGCCUAGGGUCCCAGGAGAGCAGCACCAGCACCGAGGUGACCGCGAACAAAAAGAGGAAGAGAGGUGAGGAGGAGAGCGCGGAGGAGUACGCGAGCCGCCUUUCGACGAUCAAGCUGCCUGGGGCCUGGGACCGACCAUUGCGGCCGAGCGGCUCGCAUGCAGUCGUGACCUUUGUCGACCGGCCGAGCAUGGAAGCCAGCCUGAGGGCGAUAAACAAGCGGAAGAAGUCAAGCAAGACGACGAUAACGUGGGGACACAACUUGGAAGAAGAAACAGCGGAAUAUUAUGACGACGACAAUAAUAACAAUGGCAAGAGCAGCAAGAAAGGGUUGUGUCGUCUGGGCUCGGCGCGGUAUAACAGACAUGCGCAGCUUCGAUACCCCAGCCGCAGCGAGCUGCUGAAGAGCGUGAACGAGUACAUGAGCGUGCUGAGCAAGCUGGAAGAGGCGCGCGAACGGGAGGCCCGACGCCAGGGCAACGUGGUGGACGAAGACGGCUUUAUCACCGUGACGCGGGGCCCGAAGAGGGCGGUGGACGCUGGACGGGAGGAGGAGAUGCGCGAGCUUGUUGCCAGGCAGCGGGAGAAGAGCAAAGGGCUGGAGGACUUUUACCGGUUCCAGAUGCGGGAGAAGCGCAAGGAGAGGCAGGGCGAGCUUCUGCGGCGCUUUGAGGAGGACAAGCGGCGCGUCGAGGAGAUGAAGAGGCGACGGGGGAGAGUAGUAGUUAUAAUAACUAGUGAUCCCCGCCGGUCUACUGCUUCUUUGGCAUGA